Molecule: messenger RNA, 906 nt
Organism: Jaculus jaculus (lesser Egyptian jerboa)
Lineage: Eukaryota; Metazoa; Chordata; Mammalia; Rodentia; Dipodidae
Product: basic proline-rich protein-like
Exons: 2
Coding region: 1-906 (301 amino acids)
Source: RefSeq, a predicted model, not a curated record
AUGGAGUCUUUGGAAAGUGGGGACCGGCUGGCAGAAGUCAGGCAUCAGGAGCAGGCCUUUGGAGCGGCGCCCACCGCGGCGCGGCGCGCCCUGGCACUGGAACUCGGCCCCCAGGCCCUGCGGCAGGUGCGGCUGCUCGCCUUCGAAGGCCGGCCUUUGCACCUCCGGCUGGGUCUGCUCAGUCCCCCGUCAACCCCCCCACCCGCACCUCCCUUCGCAGGAAUUACCCAGCUGCCCUUUAGCUGUCGUCGCCCCCAGACCAUCUCCAGAGCCUUGGAUCAAUCCCCUUUCCCCGGUAAAGGUCCCCGAGCCCCUCCUCCCUCCACCAGCCCUCUGCAGCGCCUCUCUCCCGCCGCACAAUGUGGAUCCCCUCACCAGAUCCACACAUCUUCCCGUGCAGAUGAACUCGGAAAGGAGAACAGGAAAGCCAAGAGCUGCGAUCUUCCCAAGCCCACGGCGGGAAAAGUUUCUGGGGUCCCCGUAGCGCCCUCCACCGCGCCGGCGCGGAUCGCACUCACCGACCCCUGUGGCCCCGCAGCACCGACGCUCCUGCUGGCCCUCGGCCCGAGUCACAUCUCUGCAGCGCGCUCGCGGCCCCCGCUCGGCGCCCGCCCGCCCGCCGAUCCGGCCUCACUGCACCGCCAGCCCGCCGCGCGAGGCGCCCCCUGGCCCGGCCCGGCCCGCGCUGCAGCAGCGACCGCGGCCCCGCCCCUCCGGCCGGCCCCGCCCCGGGCCCUAAGCCCCGCCCCCGGCCCACUGGGUCUGCAGCUCAGCCCCGCUCGAAGCGAACCCAGGCCCCGGAGCGCCCAGACGACGUUCUUCCAAACACCUAGUGCUCCAAAUUCGAGGGCACCCCUCCACUUUUUCGUUGCGCCCACUGUCGGGGCGCACGACUGGUUAGAUUGA